Mesorhabditis spiculigera is the source of this 216-nucleotide messenger RNA. NCBI's taxonomy places the organism in Eukaryota, Metazoa, Nematoda, Chromadorea, Rhabditida, Rhabditidae. The record is from the annotation of a GenBank genome assembly.
AUGCGACUAGACGCGUUGCCAGCCGAACUACAGAAUUCCGUGUUUGAUCACCUGGAGCCGGAUGAGCUCAUUGCCGUGCACCGAUCCACCAAAGCUUUACGACGCCGCAUCAACGGGCGAGGGCUGCUGCCGGGCCGUGUCGCCGAACUUUCCCUUAAUGGGCUCUUCGUUCCCGGGCGUUCCGAGCAAGAGGGAUUUCUUGAAUUCGGCCAGCCG